Messenger RNA from Zingiber officinale, 714 nucleotides. Its product is annotated as probable H/ACA ribonucleoprotein complex subunit 1. The transcript has 3 exons. Lineage: Eukaryota; Viridiplantae; Streptophyta; Magnoliopsida; Zingiberales; Zingiberaceae. The record is from RefSeq and is a predicted model, not a curated record. The coding region runs from base 1 to 714 and encodes 237 amino acids.
AUGGGUGGCAAGGGCGGAGGAGGUGGUGGUGGUGGAGGAAAGGGUGGUGGUAGUGGUGGAGGAAAGGGUGGUGGUGGGGGAGGUGGCUCAAAGGGUGGCGGAGGUGGUCAGUCUUCAAAAGGUGGCGGUGGUGGUGGCUCUUUUGCAGGUAAGUCAAGCGGCGGAGGUGGCGGGAUGAUGAAGGCUCCAGGAGCAGAAGGAUACAUAUCAAGGAGUGGCUUUGAGAGCAACCCUCAAGGUUACUUCAAUGGCCUCCAUCAUGGCGACAAAACUUUUGUUGUUGGCUACAUGGUGCAGGAAAACGAUCUUGAAGUCCUCGAAAGAUCGAAUGGAAGAAGCGGGGAGUUGAUUGAAUCAUCUUUGAGCCAAGCCCGAGAAAGUCAUCAAGAACACUCAACACUUGAUGCUCUCCGUAUAUUGAUGCAACAAGGUUGCAUUUUCAAAUUUGCACAGGCUAUCUUCUGGACAAUGGGUGGCAAGGGCGGAGGAGGUGGUGGUGGUGGAGGAAAGGGUGGUGGCGGUGGUGGUGGGGGAGGUGGCUCAAAGGGUGGCGGAGGUGGUCAGUCUUCGAAAGGUGGCGGUGGAGGUGGCUCUUUUGCAGGUAAGGCUCAAGGAGUGGCUUUGAGAGCAACCCUCAAGGUUACUUCCAUGGCCUCCAUCACGGCGAGAAAAGUAGUGGCAACUGAAUUAAGUAUUGAAAGCAAUCAACCAUGA